Messenger RNA from Tinamus guttatus (white-throated tinamou), 926 nucleotides. Lineage: Eukaryota; Metazoa; Chordata; Aves; Tinamiformes; Tinamidae. The record is from RefSeq and is a predicted model, not a curated record.
AUGAUGUGGUUAAAGUGAAAGGUGAAUACAGUGAAAGAGAGGAGAGUGCUUUACAUUCAGAGCCUAUGGAAAAUACAGAAGAAUCUGAAAUACCUUACAGCUAUCCCAGAGAAUAUAACGAGUAUGAAAGCAUUAAACUGGAGAGACAUUCUGGUUCAUAUGACAACAUCAGGCCAGCUAGUGGAAAGAUGAAUUGUGAUAUCUGUGGAUUAGCCUGCAUUAGCCUCAAUGUCUUGAUGGUUCACAAGCGUAGCCACACUGUGGAGAAGCCGUACAAGUGUGAGUUUUGUGGAAGAAGCUACAAACAAAGAAGCUCAUUAGAGGAGCACAAGGAGCGGUGCCGUACUUACUUGCAGAAUGCUGGCGUGUGUGAGACGGCAAACGUGGAGGCAAGGCACAUGAAGGCAGAGAUGGGGAGUGAAAGAGCCCUUGUGCUGGACAGGCUAGCGAGCAACGUGGCAAAGCGGAAAAGCUCAAUGCCUCAGAAAUUUAUUGGUGAGAAGCGCCACGGUUUCGACGUGGGCUACGGCUCCGCGUUCCUGUACGAGAAGGAGAGCGAGCUGCUGCAGGGCCGCAUGAUGGACCAGGCCAUCAACAACUCCUUCCGAGUGAGUCGGGAGGCCGCAGUGUCACCCGAUCAUCCGGGGACGGCCCCGGGCGGCAGCCUGGACCGGAGCGCGUGGAGCCGCUUCCCGCUUUCCCGGAGGCUCCUCGGCGCGCCCGGCCGCAUCCUUGGAAUCGCCCGGCUCCUGCUCUCCCGCUUCCUGUCGUUCCCGGAGAAGGUGAGCGCGAGGGCCGGGCUCCGCGGGGGGCAGAGCUGCCAUUCCCUGGAGGCUCCGCUUUCCCAGCGCGGCCUGGGCUUUUCCAGCGGGUCCGUGCCCGGCCCGAGGGCUUUGCCGAGCGCCUGGGCCGGACAAGGGCGAUAG